Amphiprion ocellaris (clown anemonefish) is the source of this 1786-nucleotide messenger RNA. RefSeq names its product dipeptidase 2 (gene dpep2). The record is from RefSeq and is a predicted model, not a curated record. The transcript has 11 exons. Lineage: Eukaryota; Metazoa; Chordata; Actinopteri; Pomacentridae. Gene Ontology annotation, biological process: proteolysis. Bases 82 to 1404 code for a protein of 440 amino acids. Gene Ontology annotation, molecular function: metallodipeptidase activity.
UGAGGCGGAGCUGGAAGGUUCGUCCAGUUUGAAUACAGUUGUUCAACAAGGUGGACAACUAGUUGCUUUUAAACUACCGGGAUGAAUAUGCUCUCCAGGAAAACUGUAAAAAGUGUUUCAUCCAGCUUCUGGAUGCAGUCUCUUGUGGCUCUGGUGGUAUUCUGUCUGUGCCAUUUGGUAUGUGGAUACUCUGAAAGAGACAGAGCACAUGAUUUGAUGUCCAGAUAUCCUCUUAUUGAUGGUCAUAAUGACCUAGCUCUCCAGCUGAGGAUCCUUCACAACAAUCGUCUGAGCCAGAUUGAUCUUCAUAAUGUCAGCAAAGUGGCCACUGACAUCUCCCGCCUGCAAGCAGGCCAUGUGCAGGCACAGGUGUUUGCUGUCUAUGUAAUGUGUGGGGCCCAGCAGAAGGAUGCUGUGAGGCUGACUCUGGAACAAAUAGAUGUGGUCAGACGUAUGUGCACUGAGUACCAGGACUUUGAGCUGGUUACGUCUGCCCAAGAGCUGAAGAAUUCUGAGAUGAGGCAUAAGAUAGCCUGUCUAAUAAGCGUUGAGGGAGGCCACUCUAUUGACAGCAGCCUCCCAACCUUGCGGAUGCUGUACCAGCUUGGGGUCCGCUCCAUGGCCCUGACACAUACCUGCAAUACACCCUGGGCUGAAUCAUCGUCAAAACUUUACAAUGUCUUUCAAAGACAGAAUAACAGCCUGACAGAGUUUGGGAAGGCUGUGGUGGAUGAGAUGAACAGACUGGGGAUGAUCGUGGACGUCUCCCACACUUCUUGGGACACAGCCUUGGCGGUACUGAAGCAUUCCAAGGCUUCGGUUAUUUUUAGUCAUUCAUCCUCCUACUCGAUCUGUAACCACAGCCGCAACGUCCCUGAUUGGCUGCUGCAUGAGCUGAAAAAGAACCGAGGGUUGAUCAUGGUGAAUCUCCACAGCAAGUUCAUUUCCUGCAGAGAUGAGGCCAACAUCUCUCGUGUGGCUGAUCAUUUUGAUUACAUUAAGAAGAUGAUUGGAGCUGAAUCAAUAGGAAUUGGAGGGGACUUUGAAGGCGCUGUGGGUUUCCCAAAGGGGUUAGAGGAUGUGUCCAAGUAUCCCGCCCUGAUCCAGGAACUGCUGCAAAGAAACUGGACUGAGAAUGAGUUGGCUGAUGUCCUCAGAAGGAACUUCCUGCGAGUGUUUGAAGAGGUCGAGAGGGUCCGUGAUCAGUUAAGUUCAAAACGACCCAGUGAGAUCCAGAUCCCCUUAGAGGAAGUGCAAAACCCCUGCAGACUGGUUCUCACACCUCCUGACGUGAAAGGGCUGCCCUCUGACCAGAACUCCUCCUCCUCCGCAGAACAUAGGUCGCCAUGUCUGCUAAUCUUGGUCACAGUUCUGCUGCUUUCCAUCCUGUUUGUUACUGAAUGAAGAUUUGGAAUCUCAGUUAAGCUGCACCGUCUUUUUUAAAGUGCCUCAUUUUCUAUAUAAAGAAAAAAGAGCUUAAUGAGUUUGCUGUUGCCAUUUGUGGGUCAUCACAUGUCAGCAAAGAUUAGGGGGGAUUAAUUACUUUCUUGCAGUAGACAAAAAAUUCAGUGUUAAGCCCCAUUUUUGCAGUAAUUUAAAUCCCAGCUCCUGUACAUAUAAUAAAUACACUAAAGAUAUUCCUCUGAGAAAGGCUUUCACAAUUCAUUUUGGUAUUUAUUUAUUCUGUAUUUAUUUUACUCCUGAAUUUGUUGCACUUGGUCUGACAUGAUCCUUCUGAAGGAGGAUAAUAACACUGUUCAAUAAAACUGCAGAGAUUGGACUGUAA